CGCUUCUCUCGCACAAUGAUCUUUGCAAUAGAGGAGAUAAACAACAGCUCUGAGCUGCUGCCCGGCAUCAAACUUGGAUAUCAGAUCCAUGAUUCAUGCAUAGCAGUGCCAGUGGCUGCGCAUGUUGCAUUUCAGCUUUCAAAUGGACAGGAUCCUAUGUUCUACCAAGGUAGUAACUGCUCACAGUCUGGAGUAGUGAUAGCUGCUGUUGGAGACUCUGGAUCCACUCCAUCUAUCAGCAUUUCACGCAUCUUCCGGUCCUUCAGCAUUCCUCUGGUGAGUCCAUUUGCCACUUGUGCCUGUCUAUCAGAUAAACAGCAGCAUCCAACAUUUUUCAGAACAAUUCCCAGUGACCAGUUCCAAGCUGACGGCCUGGCCAAACUGGUGAAACACUUUGGCUGGACUUGGAUAGGUGCGGUACGCUCUGACUCAGAUUAUGGAAAUUAUGGCAUGGCGUCUUUCCUUGAUGCAGCACUUAGAGAGGGGAUUUGUGUGGAGUAUUCUGAACCUUUCUAUCGGACCGAUCCACCCAGCAAGAUCAAAAGAGUUGCUGAUAUGAUCCGAAGGUCAACAGCCACUGUUGUUGUAGCGUUUGCAGCCUCUGGUGAUAUGAAAGUCCUAUUAGAGGAGCUUGCCCGGGACCCUCCUCCACCUCGUCAGUGGAUUGGAAGUGAAGGAUGGGUUACUGAUCCACACUUGAUGAGCUUCACUUUCUGCUCAGGGGCCAUCGGAGUUGCCAUCCAGAAAGCUGUCAUUCCAGGUCUGAGAGACUUCCUCCUGGAUCUCUCUCCCAUUGAAGUGGCUGUCUCCUCAGUGCUGACAGAGUUCUGGGAGGAUGCAUUCAACUGCAGCUUGACAGAAAGUGAGAAAGAUGCUGAUUUGAACAAAAGAGAGUGUGAUGGAACUGAAGACAUUAAAAGGCUAGAGAACCCGUACACUGAAACAUCCCAGUUAAGAGCGACUAACAUGGUUUAUAAGGCUGUUUAUGCAAUAGCACAUGCCAUUCAUAAUGCAGUGUGUGAGAAAACAAAUUCAACUAUUCACUGUGACAAAAACAUCAGUUUAGAGCCCAAGCAGGUUUUUAGUGAAUUAAAGAAAGUGAACUUUUCCAGAAAUGGUUAUCAUGUCUCUUUUGAUGCUAAAGGUGACCCUAUGGCUUUUUAUGAGCUGGUCAACUGGCAGAAAAGUGAGAGUGGAGUUAUUGAGCUGGUAACAGUGGGGUACUAUGAUGCAUCACUGCCAACGGGAGAGCAGUUCCGUAUCAACGGGAACUUAACCUGGCUGGAUGGUGGCACACAAGUACCUGUGUCAGUAUGCUCUGAGAGUUGUCCUCCGGGGACUCGUAAAGUGUUGCAGAAAGGAAAACCCAUCUGCUGCUAUGAUUGUAUAUCAUGUCCUGAAGGGGAAAUUAGUAAUAACACAGACUCUCCUGAUUGCUUCCUGUGCCAUGAAGAAUUCUGGCCUAAUGCAAAGAAAGAUAAAUGUGUUCUGAAACCUGUGGAGUUUCUUUCUUUUGACGAAGUCCUGGGAAUCAUCCUGGUUGUAUUCUCUGUUAGUGGGGCCUGUCUGGCAGUUACAGCGGCGGCUAUUUUCUUUCAUCAUAGAACAACUCCAAUGGUCAGAGCCAACAACUCUGAGCUGAGUUUCCUGCUGCUCUUCUCUCUGACUCUGUGUUUCUUAUGUUCAUUAACUUUCAUUGGAGCACCUUCUGAGUGGUCCUGCAUGCUGCGGCACACAGCUUUUGGCAUCACCUUUGUUCUCUGCAUCUCCUGUGUUCUUGGGAAAACUAUAGUGGUUUUAAUGGCAUUUAAAGCUACACUUCCUGGAAGCAAUGUCAUGAAAUGGUUUGGUCCUCUACAACAAAGAAUGACUGUAGUGUGUCUUGCUUUAAUUCAAGUUAUAAUAUGUACUAUAUGGCUGGUUGUGAGUCCUCCCUUCCCAAUGAAAAAUCUAACCACAUACAAGGAGAAGAUCAUCCUGGAAUGUGCAUUAGGCUCUGCUGUUGGCUUCUGGGCUGUGCUCGGCUACAUCGGCCUGCUCGCUGUUUUUUGCUUUGUGUUAGCUUUUCUUGCUCGGAAACUACCUGAUAAUUUUAAUGAAGCCAAACUGAUAACCUUCAGCAUGUUGAUAUUCUGCGCAGUCUGGAUCACUUUCAUUCCAGCAUAUGUCAGCUCACCAGGAAAAUUUACUGUGGCUGUUGAGAUAUUUGCAAUUUUGGCCUCAAGCUUUGGACUGAUACUGUGCAUAUUUGCUCCAAAGUGUUUCAUUAUUUUGUUUCAGCCAGAGAAGAACACUAAGAAAUAUUUGAUGAAUAAAAAUUAAUUCAUCAGAGGUUUACAAUCAUGAUUAAGGAAUGACCAAAACGUGACAUCAAGCAAUUUAAUACAUUUGCUACAAAAAUGUUUUAACAUAUUUUUACAAGGAUAGAAAGGUAUAUUGUAAAAGCUUUGUAGCCAUAAAAUCUAAUUAAAGUUGGGAACCAUACGUUGGAUGUAUGUGGCUUCCACUGAUGUCAUUCUUACAAAAUUAUCUCAUGCUGGUGCUUUUCUUGACUUAUCAUUUUUUAUGCGCUCAAAGUAGAAAAAUAAACGUAAACAAAUAAAUUGGGGGGAGUGGUGGCACAGUGGUUAGGCCACCACUAGUGAUGAUUAGAGAGCAGGGCACAUGUGUCCUGGAGAGGCUGCAAGGUUCUGUGUUUGAAUCCCACAGACUGGCACUUAGGUUCAGUGAGCAAUACCCUUAUUCCCAGAAUGCUCCCCAGGUGCAGCACAGUGGCAGGCCACUGCUUCCUAAUGGAUGGAUUAAAUACAGAGGAAAAACGUCAUUGCAAUG
Molecule: messenger RNA, 2832 nt
Organism: Fundulus heteroclitus (mummichog)
Lineage: Eukaryota; Metazoa; Chordata; Actinopteri; Cyprinodontiformes; Fundulidae
Product: extracellular calcium-sensing receptor-like
Exons: 7
Coding region: 16-2322 (768 amino acids)
Biological process (GO): G protein-coupled receptor signaling pathway
Cellular component (GO): membrane
Molecular function (GO): G protein-coupled receptor activity
Source: RefSeq, a predicted model, not a curated record